AUGUGCAGAUUUAUUGUCUCCACAACCACUGGCCCGGCCUGUUUCUGCUGUCCCCCACCCCACUAUCAGGAUAAAGGGCCAGCAUCCUGGGGCCAAGGGAGAUGCUGGGGCUGAGCAGGAUGCAGGGCCGUGUGGCAGGGAGCUGGGCUCCCUGGGGCCUGAUCCUGGUCUGUCUUCAUCUCUCAGGCCUCUUUGCUCGGAGCAUCAGUGUAGCAGAAGAAAAAGUUCCCCAGAACUUAGGGACCAACUUGCCUCUGAUUGGACAACCUCCCUUGGCCAGCUCUGAACAUCCUCAGUACGCACCAGACCCAAGGUCUAAUGAUUUAGCAAGGGCUCCUCGGAAGCUCGAUGCUCCUCUAUUAGGUGGCUCCCAACCUGCAGGGGGCUCUGGGGCCCAGAGGUGGCCUCCACCUGGGGGGCUUCCCGCUGUGGAUUCUUGGCCCUCUGAGGGUCCCUUGCAGGUGAUGGCAGCUGAGGCUGAUGACGGUCUGGGAGAAGCGCUGCUGGAAGGACCAUCCUACCUCUCCAGUGCUGCUGUCCCCUUUCUGGGCAGAGGCUCCAUGCCCGAAGAGUUCCCUGUGCGCUUGGCAGGCCCCUCACUGGAGGCUGCUCUCCUCCACCAGGACUUGGAGUCCAGACGGCCGCCCCGCUCCAGCAUGCUGGGUGCUCAGGGAGAAAUCCUUGCCCGACGCCCACCCUGGUCUCUCAUCCACAGGGUUCUGUCUGGUCACCCCUGGGGGACCCUGAGUCCCAGUGUGUCCUGGGGAGGUGGAGGUCCUGGGACUGGGUGGGGAACAAGGCCCAUGCCACACCCUACAGGAAUGUGGGGUAUCAACAACAGAUUCCCAGGCACCAGCUGGGGGAAUAUUAAUCGCUACCCGGGUGCUACCUGGGGGAAUGUUCAUCCGCUCCCAGGCAUCAGUAGUCAGCUUCCUCCGAGAGUGCUGCGCCCUCCUGGCUCUUUUUGGGACAUCCCAGCUGGUUUCCUCCGUCCUCCCAGUCCUGGGUUGCAGUGGGGGUAG
This is a messenger RNA of Otolemur garnettii (small-eared galago), 1022 nucleotides long. RefSeq names its product chromosome unknown C6orf15 homolog (gene CUNH6orf15). Gene Ontology annotation, biological process: extracellular matrix organization. NCBI's taxonomy places the organism in Eukaryota, Metazoa, Chordata, Mammalia, Primates, Galagidae. The record is from RefSeq and is a predicted model, not a curated record. The coding region runs from base 102 to 1022 and encodes 306 amino acids. The transcript has 2 exons. Gene Ontology annotation, cellular component: extracellular matrix.